Musca domestica (house fly) is the source of this 1695-nucleotide messenger RNA. Its product is annotated as frizzled-3-like. Gene Ontology annotation, cellular component: plasma membrane. Gene Ontology annotation, biological process: non-canonical Wnt signaling pathway; canonical Wnt signaling pathway. Gene Ontology annotation, molecular function: Wnt receptor activity; Wnt-protein binding. NCBI's taxonomy places the organism in Eukaryota, Metazoa, Arthropoda, Insecta, Diptera, Muscidae. The record is from RefSeq and is a predicted model, not a curated record.
GAUCACCAAACUAUUACCGCUCAUCGAAUCGCAUUGUUCGAACACAAUACGUUUCCUGUUGUGCUCAUCGCUCUUCCCCCUCUGUACACCCGAUGUACCGCGGCCGGUGACAGCUUGCAAGUCGUUGUGUGAAUUUGUAAAGAGCGAAUGUUCGUCACACACCGAGCUAAUGCAGUUAUGGCCUGAAUUUUUAAAAUGCGAACAACUACCCAGCCCCGAACAUCAAGAGCUGUGCAUGCAAAUACCCACAAUACCGACAGUGAAGACAAACGCCCCCACAGCAAUGGCGGGGGGACCAGCCAUUGCAGCUGCGCCACCUCCACCACCCAGUCAUCAUUUCUAUUGGCCAUGGAUGUCACAGCACAUAAUCAGCAAGGCCAUUAAGCCCACUGCGAUUUGUCCCACAAACUUUACUGUGAAUCCUUUUAAUGCGGACGAAUGUGUGCCGCAGUGCAGCAGAGAUGGUUUCCAUACGACCCAGCAAAAGAAAAUUGCCGAAAGUCUGAUUUUGGGUCUCUCGGCCAUAUGUUUUGUUCUGACGCUCUUCUCUUUGGUCACCUUUUGGGCUGAACCCACACGCUUUGGUUAUCCCGAAAGACCAGUGCUGUUUUUGUGCCUGUGCUAUAAUCUCUUUUCGGUAUGCUUAGAGAGAAUCGUUUUCCAUAACUCCUCCAGGGCAAUGGCAUUAAUGGAAGAUCCGCUGAGCAAGACCCAACAUCCGGCAUGUUCGUUGGCACCACCCUUGGCUUCGUACAUUACCACAAGUUAUUUGAGUCUGUGUGCUGCCACCUGGUGGCUGAUAUUUGCCUUGUGUUUCUAUCUGUCCUCGCACAAGAAAUGGUCUUCGGAGGCAUUGGAAAAGAAAUCGGGCUUGUUUCAUGUCCUGGCCUGGGUACCACCAUUGGCUCCACCCAUUGCCGCGCUGCUGAUGGAAAAAGUAAAACCCAAUGAAUUGACGGGCAUGUGUAGUGCUCCUGGCUUUGUGGAAAUACCUACCAUUGUCCUGUUGCUUCUCGGAUUCUUCUUUACCCUGCGAGCCUCUAGAUCUCUACAUGCCCUGCAACAACAGAUGCUGCCCACAUUUGGUCAUCAAAGAUUUUCACAAAUUCGCAAAAGGUUUUUGAUUUUCUCGCUGCUCUUCUUUGUGCCCACCUUAGUUGGGGUGGUGUCGAGAUUUUUUGAACCCCAUAUGGACUCGGUACCAACAUGUUCGACACGAGAAGAUUGUGCUUCGCCAACACCAUUAAUUGCAUGGCCAACAUUGUUGCGGUUAUUCUUUCAGUUGACCGGUGGUACUUUGACCGGUAUGUGGGUAUGGUCCCGUAAGACAUGUGAGUCCUAUCGCAGCCGUUUGGUGCCAACACCCACAUCUUCUAUGACCAAUACCACCACCAAAUCGGCUGCCUCGCUGCCCAAAAAGCAUUUGCAUACCUCGGGAAAAUCCACGAUUGGAGCGCCUCUAUACAGCGGCAUAAAUUUCCAUAAUGUGCCCGUCUACACCACCACAACCAUAGUGCCCAGAGUGUAGCCUCAAGGGGUCGAUGUAGCUGAUGAUGCUGCUGGCAAACAUCAUACGAGGGCGGGUGUAUAUAAUCCUGGGUAUUUUGUAUUAAUUUAAGCAAUUAAUUUUAGUCGAAGUUGUAAAUAAUCCAAUGAAAGAACUCGAAUGUUGUUUUCUGUGUAUAAAAUAAUUAA